Messenger RNA from Lactuca sativa (garden lettuce), 564 nucleotides. The record is from RefSeq and is a predicted model, not a curated record. NCBI's taxonomy places the organism in Eukaryota, Viridiplantae, Streptophyta, Magnoliopsida, Asterales, Asteraceae.
AUGAUUAUUACAGGUGAUGACCAUGGUGGUAUUGAGUCUUUGAAGCAUGAUCUAGCUCGUCGAUUUGCUAUGAAGGAUUUGGGCUUGCUGCGUUAUUUCUUGGGUAUUGAGGUCGCUCAGUCUAAGAAAGGGUACCUUCUUUCCCACACUAAAUAUAUAUCUUACUUGUUUACACAUGUGGGACUUUCUGACAAUCGGACAAUUAAUACCCCUCUUGAAACCAAUGCUCAAUACUCUCCUGCUGAUGGUGUUCCUUUGUCUGAUCCGAAUAUUUAUCGUAUUGUGGUUGGAAGUUUGGUUUAUCUCACAGUCACUUGUCUAGAUAUUACUCAUGUUGUUCAUAUUGUCAGUCAUUUUGUUACUGCACCUACAUCUGUUCAUUGGGGGGCUGUUCUUCGUAUUCUGAUAUAUCUUCGUGGCACUCAGUUUCAGACUCUCUUGUUUCCCUCGACGUCUUCUCUUGAGUUACGUGCCUAUAGUGAUGCUGAUUGGGAUGGUGAUCGCCAUGAUCAUAAGUCUACCACUGAAUUUUGUGUAUUUCUUGGAGAGUCUCUUAUUUCAUAG